Molecule: messenger RNA, 240 nt
Organism: Echinococcus granulosus
Lineage: Eukaryota; Metazoa; Platyhelminthes; Cestoda; Cyclophyllidea; Taeniidae
Exons: 1
Coding region: 1-240 (79 amino acids)
Source: RefSeq, a predicted model, not a curated record
AUGCAUUGUUGGGCCUUUCGGACACCUCAUUCCUCUUUUAAUGACCUUGACUACCUAACACUUGAUUUAUACCGAAAUAAUCAUGCAAAACCGGAGCUUAUUAAUACUGUAAAGAGCCUGAAAGAUAUUUAUUGGGUCACUGAAUACUGGAAGUCACAUCCUCAAAAACCAUUUUCACUCAUUUGGCACUUGACUCGUACAGAGGCCGCUACCAUCAUACAAAAGUGCUGGCGAGAAUAG